Messenger RNA from Prosopis cineraria, 1332 nucleotides. RefSeq names its product aspartic proteinase CDR1-like. Bases 1 to 1332 code for a protein of 443 amino acids. Gene Ontology annotation, cellular component: extracellular region. Gene Ontology annotation, molecular function: aspartic-type endopeptidase activity. NCBI's taxonomy places the organism in Eukaryota, Viridiplantae, Streptophyta, Magnoliopsida, Fabales, Fabaceae. The record is from RefSeq and is a predicted model, not a curated record. The transcript has 3 exons. Gene Ontology annotation, biological process: proteolysis.
AUGAUGACAUCUUCAUCAAAACCUUAUCUUUUUUACUUCACAAUCUUGUUCCUCAUUUCAACUUGUGUGAAAGCUAUAAAAGAGUCAUUCGUCAUAGAUAUCAUACAUCGUGAUUCUCCAAAAUCCCCACUAUUCGAUAACACCACAACUCACUUUCAAAGAAUUCACAAUGCCUUACUUCGAUCCGACCAACGAAUGAAUUACUUGUUCCCCAAUAAAGAUAACGCCAUAAACAACUAUGAUCCACGUCCUACUCUGUUUGGCCAGCCUGGAGCAGGAGAAUAUGUUAUGCAGUACGCCUUGGGCCAUCCAAUGUUUCGAACAUACGGUAUCAUUGACACAGGUAGUGACCUCACUUGGUUACAGUGCACACCGUGCACAAGAUGUUAUAGUCAAGGGAAUCUCCCGUUCUUGGAUACUAAUUUUAACUGGGGUCUCCAUGCUGUGGAAUGCUUGAGCUUUACGUGUGUGCACAUUGUGAAUCCAUCAGUGACACAAGUCUUUUGUGAUUACGGUUAUUGUCAGUGUAAAUAUUUGAUAGCGUAUGCUGAUCGUUCAUCUACAAUUGGAGAUGUGUUCGCUACUUUACUCAGACUUCAAACAAGAAAUGGUGACUACAUAGGAUUUCCUACGUUUAUAUUUGGAUGUAGUACAGAAACAACAGGUUCAUUUAGUACAGGAGCUUCUGGUAUUGUUGGGCUUGGAAGAGGACCAGCAUCAUUGGUCUCACAAAUCCGUGACAGCAUUGAAGGAAAAUUUGGAUACUGUUUAGUUCCGGUGGGGCAAGAUGCAUAUAGUCAAAUGAGGUUUGGUCAAAGUGCUGUCAUUUCUGGACCAGAUGUGGUUAUUACUCCAAUGAUAGCAACAACUCCAAUAAAUUACUAUCAUAUUUCGUUUGAAGGAAUUACUGUGGAGGGCGUGUAUAUACCAUAUAUAACAGGUAAUUUAGGCAAUGCAAUCAUCGACUCUGGGACAAUAGUGACUAGGUUACCAGCAAGAUUGUACUCAUUUGUUGAAAGCCAAGUUGCAUUACAUUUGGACCGAUUGUACACACGUGUUCAAAGAAGAUUUUACAGCCUGUGCUAUUCACAUAACAACAUUGAGACAAUGGGAGGUCCAAAAAUUACAAUUCAUUUAAGAGGAGGAAAUCUGGUGUUAAGUCCAGAGAAUAUAUAUAUUCAGGUUGAUUAUGGGGCAGUGUGCUUCAAUUUCAAAUCUCAUCCAACCGACCUUGUAAUUGGGACCAAUGUUCAGGCAAAUUUCAUCGUUUCAUUUGACCUUCAAAGGAGGGAAAUUGGCUUCUUGAAAAUAAAUUGCGCCUCCCUGAGCUGA